GGAGCUGCCGGGGGCCGGCCAGCCGGGCGCAGUUCCGGACGGGGAAGGGAGCACCGCAGCGGCCAUGGCGCUCGCUGCCCAAGCGCUGCGGCUUCUGUGCGCCAGCGGCGGCUGCCUGGAGCAGGGCGAGCUCCAGCGGCGGCUGCCGGGCCGGCCCACAGCCGAGCAGCUGUCGCGGGCGCUGCGGGACGCGCAGCGGUUCACGCUGGUGUGGCGGCCCGGCGAGGCGGGCGCGGCGGCGGCGGCAGGCGGGGGGGUGGCGGUGGUGGUGGCCACCAGCCCUGUGCGGCUCUGCCAGGAGCACGGCGCGGGCUGCCCGGGGCAGUGCGGGCGGCUGCAUCUCUGCAAGUACCACCUGAAGGGGCUCUGCCGCAACCAGCAGGCCAGGAAGGAAUGCAGGUUUGUUCACAACUUCUACUCUGACCACAAUCUCUGUGUUCUAAAACAAUACGGACUUGAGCAUUUAAACAGUGGUGAACUUCGCCAGCUUCUGCUUCAAAAUGACCCUUCUCUUUUACCAGAGGUCUGCUUGCAUUAUAACAAAGGUGAUGGACCUUAUGGAUCUUGUACUUUUAAAAAGAUCUGCACCAAACUGCAUGUUUGCCAGUACUUUUUGCAGGGACAGUGCAGAUUUGGCAGCAGCUGCAAGCGAUCCCAUGACUUAUUAAAGUCAGAAUGUUAUGAGAAACUGGAGAAACAGGGAAUGAGUUCAGACAUUAUUGAGAAACUGCCCUCCAUUUAUAGGAAUAUGUAUGACAUAAAAAGUGGCAACAGGAACACAUAUGACAUAGAAGAUGCCAAGUCUUCACCAUGCAAAGAGAGAAAACACAGCUCUAGCCGAGAGUCCUCAGCUACAAAUGAUGAAGAAUUGGAACAGAUCUGUUUAUAUCAUCUCUGCAGAAGUUGUGGCUUUAAAGAGAAGUGUAUUAGAACUCAUUUUCACUUGCCAUAUAGAUGGCAGAUUUCUGAUGGUAAUGCCUGGAAGGACUUGAAGAAUAUGGAAGAAAUAGAAAAAGCAUAUUGUGACCCCCAUAACACCAGAUUUAGUAAUGGUGUUACUGAAAGUGGCUCCAUCUUGUCAUGCAUCUGUUUUCUGAAUAUGUGCUGUGGGUUUGAAAAGAUUAGACGUCUUUCUACAGCCUCCUCUGUGACCAAACCCCCUCACUUCAUUCUUACAACAGAAUGGAUCUGGUACUGGGAGGAUGAGUAUGGCCAGUGGCAGGAGUAUGGAAAACAAGAUGUUGAUCAUGUAGCUGCUACUGUCUCCAGUGAUGACCUAGAGAAAGCUUAUAUAGCCAAAGGUUCUCCAAAGCUGAACUUCGAAGCUGGGAGACAUAAAUAUGAACUCAAUUUUGGAGCCAUGAUUCAGAAAAACCUUCGCUACACAACAGAGAGAAGGAUUUGCAGAAGACCUAAAUUUGUCUCUCAGGCCGAGGUAGAAAAGGCAAGAGCAAGGGGCUUUAAACAUACAGAAGAGUUUAGGGGCAUUCCAGCUCACUGGGACAAAUCUGCUGUGCCUGAACUGGGAUUCAAGCUGAUUGAACUUCACCCUUCUUCUGAAGAAUACAAUAAAGUAAAGGUGGACUUCCAGCGCACAAUGCCCAAAACAGUUAUUAAAAGAAUUCGUAGAGUUCAGAACCCAUCUCUCUGGGAACUGUAUCAAUGGCAAAAGGAACAAAUGCAGAAGAGCAAUGGUGGAAAGGCUGCAGAUGAGCGAUUUUUAUUUCAUGGAACCAGUGAAAAAUACAUUGAUGCCAUCUGUCAGCAAAAUUUUGACUGGAGGAUCUGUGGCCUUCAUGGGACAGUCUACGGCAAAGGAAGCUAUUUUGCAAGAGAUGCGUCUUAUUCUGACAACUACUGCAACGAAGACUCAUACACCAAGACAAUGUUUCUGGCACGGGUGCUGGUGGGGGAGUUCACUCUUGGUUGUUCUUCUUAUGUUCGGCCUCCCUUGAAGGACAACCAAAACUUCUAUGAUAGUUGUGUGAAUAACUAUUCAAACCCUUCUAUCUUUGUCAUCUUUGAGAAACAACAGAUUUAUCCAGAGUAUCUCAUAGAAUAUAUUGACCAAGCACUGGCAAAAAUGCUAUAGCAGCAAAACCUGUGCUGGUUUUGCUGGGAUCGAGUUAAUAUUCAUCAUAGUGAUUAGACUCUUUUCUUUUUGUAGCUAGCACAGUCUUUUCUUUUGGAUUUAUAUGAAAAUAAUGUGAUAACACACCGAACUUCCCAUGCCUUUGCGUGGCUCAGAGUUAAUUUUUAAUUUCCAGUAGCUAGGCUGUGUUUUUGAGUUAGUAUGAAAAGAAUGUGAGGACUGGCUAAUGUUUUGGCUGUCGCCAAGGAGACCAAGGACUUUUUCAACUUUCUGGCUACAGGUGCACAUAGAAGCCAGGAGGGAGCAUAACAGGACAGCACCUAGACUGACAUCCAGGCUGGCCAAUGAGCUAUUCCCUACCAUUAGCGUCAUGCUCCAUAUGUAGCUGAAACCAGCUUUUCCAGCUCUGCCAUUUACUCUUUUUUUUCUUCUGGGAUCGGCUGUUCAAGACCAGGGUGCUCUCUUUUCUGAGACCAGCUGUUCAGUAUGAUCAUGUUUGAGCAUGAACUGCUGUCCAGAUCUUCAUUCUUCUGGCAUCGGCUCUUUGGAACUGGAGAUAGCAAUUGCUGCUCAGGAAUGGGCAGAGUAUUGGUCACUGGUUGGUGAGCAGUUGCAUGGUGUAUCACUGAUUUUGUAUAUACAUUGUUAUAAUUUUCUCUUAUGUCUUAUGAAACUGUUUUUAUUAUCAACCUAUGAGUUUCUCCCUUCCCUUCCAAUUUUAUUCCUUAUCCUGGUUAGGGCAGAGGGUGGGAGGUGAGUGAGAGGCUGUGUGGUCCUAGUUGCCAGCUGGGGUUAAACCAUGACAGAGAGUAAAAGUAAUUUUUAGAAGUUUUGUGAUUGGGUAGAUGAAUGUUCAGAAACAUUUAUUCUCUAUUCUUUCUGUGCAAUAGAAAAUGAGGGAUAAAAAGACACAAAGGAUGUCUUAGAAUUCUUAAACUCCUGUGCCUAUCUCCUGUUGUUCAGCAGGCAUCAUGUUUCCCUGCCUUACUAGAAACUUCUGUGUGUUAGUUUAGUUCACUGAUGAUUGUAACAUGAGAACUGGCUAUGACUGCCAAGUUUAAACAAUAUUUAGUUGUAAUUGUUUCAGGAAAGAUCUUUACCCAUGCUUGUUGGUCAGAGGCUGUAUCCUACCUGCUUAUCUUUUAACUCAAAAUUUGAUAAAACCUGGGUUUUUAAAAUAAUGUGUCUCCUGUAGCAGUAGACAUUGAAGCGUUUGCAAAUGAGAUUGUAUAAUCUCUGUGCUCCACUUAUUGCAUGAAUUCUUAGCAGCACUUGUUUUUUGUCCCUAGUAAAUCUUCACCAACAAAGCCUCAAAAAUUAAACUUGCUUGUUUAUUCUGGUUUUGACUGCGAUAUAGUUAAUUUUCUUCCUAGGAGCUCUUAUAGUGCUGUGUUUUGGAUUCAAGAUGAGAGUAAUGUUGAUAACAUGCUGAUGUUUCAGUUGUUGGUGAGCAGUGCUUACACAGAGUCAAGGACUUUUCUGCUUCUCACCCCACCCCACCAGUGAGAAGGCUGGGGGUGCAUAGGAAGCGGAGAAUGGACAGAGCUGGGACGGCUGACCCAGACAGGCCAAAGGGAUAUUCCAUAUGAUGUCGUGCCAAACAAAAGAAACCUGGGUGAAGUUGGCUGGAGGGUGGCAGCUACUUCUCAGGGACUGGCUGGGCAUUGGUCAGCGAGUGGUGAACAGUUGCAUUGUGCAUCAUUUGUUUUGUGAAUUAUUUUAUUAUGAUUAUUAUUUUUCCCUUUUUUGUCCUAUUAAACUGUCCGAUUCUCUGUCCCAGUGGAGGGGAGUGAGCGAACGGCUGUGUGAUGUUUAGCUCCUUGCCAGGUGAAACCACAGCAUUGUUGAAAAGGAACUGGGACUUAUUUUCCCUUGUUAAUUUUCUCAUUUAAAACAAAUACCAAGGACAUGAAGCAUAACAAGGGUUGCUUGGUGCUGUGCUACUCUGAGUUACUUUGUCGAAUAAAUGCUGUAUUUUAGGUCUGUGAGAACUGAAGUUUUUCAUUACUUUCACUGCGUAUGCAGAUGAGAGAGUGCUGGCAGGUGCCCGGGGUAAAAAAGAGGAGGCAACUCCUGCUGUAAUUUAAAAAUAUCAUGGGCGUGAAAUACACAGUUUGCACUACUUGAUUAGCAAAAUAGUUGUUUCUGUGGAGCUACUUUCUGGUACUUUACAGCUGUUGGGAAGCACAGUGAGCGACUCUCAUUAGGUUUACUGUCUCUUUGGUUGCAGGAGAUACACUGGUUACUUCUGGAAUCAAGGUGCCUUUGGACUUUCUUGCAUGAAAAACGUGCUUUCCUGGGCAGUGGUCUUCAGCCACAGAGCUGAAACCUUUUAAAAAUUAUUAGUGUUGAGCAGGAAGCAUACAUGUAUGCAAAUAAAAAAAUACUUGAGCUCUCAAGUAUUUCUUAAGAUUAAAAAGUUGCUGAUGAAUAGAUCAAUACUUUAUCACAAAUUUAAUGCUCCUAAAUGAGUACUUUCUAGCUAUAGUGUGCUGCAAGAGCCUUAAGAUUUACUUCGUAUAGGACCAAAAAAAGCUCAUCUUUACCUGUAUUUGAGAAGUGCUUCUUUUUUAAUUCAUCUGGAUGAUGAGUGACAGGUGUACACUGGGUAAUUCUUGUUAUUUCAGCACUGUGAACCAGGAGCUUAGCCAUGGUUAGCUUGAGUAAGUCUGUGCAGAACUCUGUUUAUGUGACUGUAAAGCUAGCAAGAUGAUACCUAAAGGAAAAUAACUCCAUGUUUAAACCUAGAAAAACACAGGAUGUGGAAAAACAAGUUGACUGCAUUCUUUCUUUUGAAAGAUUUGUAAUAGAAAAUAUAUAAUAAAUCUCAUGUCAGUAAAUGAGCUUGUCAGUAAAUGCUACAUUCAUUGAGGAGUAUGUGUAUGAAAGCUUUUGUACCUGUGCAGAAUAAGAUUUUUCUGCCAAAACAAAAGACAUGUUAAUCUGCACAUUCAUGGCAAAUGAGAAUACUGGUGGUAUGCCUUUCUUUCUCUGAACAUAACCAGCAUUUCAGCUAAGAACUGGAAUAGACGUUAAUCUUUUAAUCAUGUUAAUCUUUUGCCAGAAAACAUUUUUCCAUGCAAAAAGUUGAGACAUUUUUUAAUAACAUUUUUUGAUGGCUAGUAAUAUUUUUAAAACCUUAAUUCUUGGAGAGGAUGUGUUAGUGUGUGUGCAAGUGUGUGUAGAUAAAAUAACUGGAAUAAAAUGGCUGGUUUUGUUACUUUGUCAUCUGUUAUUUCUCCAUUAACACAAAAAAUUACCAUGUUUUCCACUUUUGAAACUGCAAUGGUAAUUUUCUUGUGUGUAGUAAAUAAACAACUAUUUCAACUACUAAA
This is a messenger RNA of Columba livia (rock pigeon), 5427 nucleotides long. Its product is annotated as protein mono-ADP-ribosyltransferase PARP12. Gene Ontology annotation, molecular function: NAD+ poly-ADP-ribosyltransferase activity; NAD+-protein mono-ADP-ribosyltransferase activity; metal ion binding. Bases 65 to 2092 code for a protein of 675 amino acids. The transcript is spliced from 12 exons. NCBI's taxonomy places the organism in Eukaryota, Metazoa, Chordata, Aves, Columbiformes, Columbidae. The record is from RefSeq and is a predicted model, not a curated record. Gene Ontology annotation, cellular component: nucleus.